Bombyx mori (domestic silkworm) is the source of this 7667-nucleotide messenger RNA. RefSeq names its product probable serine hydrolase (gene kraken). Bases 665 to 1477 code for a protein of 270 amino acids. The transcript has 2 exons. Lineage: Eukaryota; Metazoa; Arthropoda; Insecta; Lepidoptera; Bombycidae. The record is from RefSeq and is a predicted model, not a curated record.
UGUGUGAAGAGAGCAGCUAUGAAAGACCACAGUAAUGUUACGCCAGUAAGAGCAACGCCGUCUGUCUUCGAAUUGCGGAAGCGAAUUUCAAAGGAAUUAGUAAAAUCGAGAACGCUUGAGAAGUACAACGCCACCUAUUAUCAAAUAGCGGAAACACAUGUCGAAACUACUCGACCUGUCAGGAAUGUUCUCGAUAAUUCUAGUGAUAUCAUAACGACUAUAAAAGCGUUGCAGAGAUGAUACGAAGGCAAUUAGUAAUCGGAUCUACUCGAAGCGAAACAGCGAACGGAUCACGUGAAGCGAAGCGGUAGAAGUGAAUUGAGAAUUUUAAAGUGUUUGUUAAAUGUUUCAAGUUAAAUAGUUUUAAUUUGUACUUCAGUGGAAGUUUCAUUUAUCUCUAACUCCAGCGCGUAACAAUAUUAAGAAAACGCAAUAUUACCCGAUAGCUGUAACUUCAAUGUACAAGUUAUGUUAUUGGAGAUGGGUGAAUUAUUACACGGCCUACCCGGUGUUAUAAGUAAACUGCUGAAGCACGGUGUAUAACAGCUGUGACACAAACAAACAAACAUAACUCCCGCCUGGCUACACAGUCGAGGAAGUCGAAAUACCAGUGCCCUGGGGUCACGUCGCCGGCCGUUGGUGGGGACCGCGGAACAUACAGCCCAUGAUCGCGAUCCACGGCUGGCAGGACAACGCCGGAACUUGGGACAACCUCAUUCCCUUGUUACCGGUUAACACCUCGGUCCUCUGCAUAGACUUGCCGGGUCACGGCCACUCCUCUCACUACCCCAAAGGUAUGAUUUACUACGUUUUCUGGGACGGAAUCGUUUUGAUCCGACGAAUCGUGAAGCACUUCAAAUGGGAGAAGGUACAGUUGAUGGGACAUUCCCUGGGCGGCGCCCUGAGCUUCAUGUACGCGGCCUCGUUUCCCGACGAUGUCGAUAAGAUUAUAUGCAUCGAUAUCGCGAGUCCGGCUGUAAGGGAACCGUCUAAUAUGGUCAAAACAGCCGGAUGGGGUAUGGACAAGCUGCUCGAGUAUGAAACAUUGAAGGAAGAUAAGAUACCGUGUUACGAAUACGAGGAAAUGAUAGAUAUAGUAUGCGAUGCGUACAAAGGAUCCGUUUCGAAGCGUAACUGCCGCGUGCUGAUGAGACGGGGCAUGAUGCCGACCCCGGCGCAUAUGAACAAGAAGGGUUACUUCUUCAAAAGGGAUCCGCGCUUGAAAGUGGCAGGGUUGGCGAUGAUGUCGAUCGAGACCGCUUUAGAGUUCGCCGGCAAGGUCAAGUGCAAAGUGCUGAAUUUGAGGGCGUUGCCCGGCCAGGGCUGGGAGAGGCUAGAUUAUUACAUGAAGGUAGUUGAAAAAUUGAGAGAAACCACCGAUGUCCAGUACGUCGAGGUGCAGGGAACGCAUCACGUUCAAUUAGAAUCGCCCGAAAACAUCGUUGAACUCAUAGAAGAGUUCUUAGAGCUUUAUUAAAAAGCGAUUGACUCGCGCUAAAUAUCUCAUUAAUGUGAUACGAAUUGUGAUUUUACGUACGCUGUAGUUAACAGUUAAUAGCUUAUUUUAUGCAAGCUGUAAAUUAGAGUAAUUAUUACUCGUUUAUAGUUUAGCUUGUUGGCAUCCGAAUUGGAGCUAAAAGUAACGACAUGUGUUUUGAUUGUAGUUUUGAUAUUUAUUCAAGAAAUAAUAUAAUAUAACAUAAAUGUUAUGCGCAUAAAUAUAUAAAUAAUGUACUUUUGUGUAAAUAUGUUGUACUUUGAGAGUGACUACAUGAUGAUACUAAAUAAGGUAUUUACAAAUAAAAUGAUUACAUACUUUUAAACGACAAAAGAAAAUAUGUUUCGGAUGAAUUAAAAUAAUUUUAGUAGCACAGCAUUAGAUUAGUAGACGUUCUGAAGUUGUCAUGUCAAGCAACCGUGUCGGGAUUCAAAUCCUGGAGAGUGAUACAUUUUUUUCCAAGGAAGGAUAUCAUUAAGGAAUCAAAUCGUGGAAUAAAAAUCACAUUGUAGUCGUAUUCUGAACUCGUAACUAUAGGUACACUAUUUACUUCAUCAUGCAUGCAUUUAAUGCAUCAUGAAUCACUCAUCAAUUCAACAAAAUCAAGAGUGCGAUCCCACGACUCAAGCAUGGUGACGGAAUGAUAAUGUCUGAUGUCUAUGGGCCAUAACCACUCGACAUCCAAAUGGGCAGUAAGUUCUUUAACAGUGUGCUUAGUGCGACUUUUUUAACGUUCUCCGAUAGCGUAAAUGCUAAUUCAAAUUUGUAUGCCGUUGAAACAACGGCCAACGUUCCAAUUCCAUACAAAUUUGAGUUAACUUUUACGCUAUCGAGAAAGUUAAAAAACUCGCAUUAAGGACACCGGACACGGAUUGGAAGGAGGUAGUUUGAGAAUUUAUAAUGCAAUUUUUUAUGGGAAAAUGUUGUAAGAUUCGGAGUACUUUAUCGUAAUCUUGUACGUCGGUCGCUGGUAAUUAGCAACGCGUUACAAAGUCUACAACCCGUUUGUUAUCAUAUCGCACCUUUAGGAUUGAAGUAGCUUAAUCCAAAAUUCUUGUUUUUUUUUUUGUAAACGUCUAAAAUGUAAUUAAAGAAUUGUAAUUUUAUAGUUUCGAUUUUAAAGCGCGCAUACCUUAUAGUUUAAGUUAAGACGGAAAGUGAAUUAUGUCCUUUUGUAGGCAAAAAUUAAAAUGUUUAACUUGGAAUUUAAAAAAUUUCAUUUUGUUAACUUAUAGAACACAUGUUUGUUGAUAAGUCGUUCGAAGUAUAAAACUCAUUUUCUUAAAACUUUUAGUUACGCCACUUCAAUUCAAUAUUUUUUUUCCUACCUAUGCUGAUAGCCUUGAGAGGCUAUUUCAGCUUCACCUCAACAUGUAGGUGAGCUCACGGGGCUCAAACCGGAAGUGUUGCUAAUACUGGCCCAAGCAAGAGCAGCGCUUCGCAGAAUCUACCACCGGUACGGCAACGCGCCCCACUGAGAAGAUCCGGCGAGAAACUCAGCGGGCUGUGUCUAUGGGUUAAUUUACUCGUCGAGCCCUUCGUCGCAAGGAUUCGACGAGAACGGUGACUGGGCAAUUCUAAAUGUGCAAUAUCGUUUAGAUACAGUGCUAGCGUAUAGUGCUCUAGAUGUCACUACGGGGUGAGUUAGGUUUAAAUUAAUUGACCCAGUGAACGUGACCAAUGAUUAAAAGAAACGACUGUUUUCAUUACUUUAAAUCGAAUACGCUGAAUCACAGCUCAUUAUGUAUGCUUGAAGUGCACUACCGUUAAUACUGCGUCGUUGAAAUUGAAAUUUCUGGCCAAUGUCACGUAAAGAAAAGUCUUUGUUUUAAUAUUAUAUUCAGGUUGAUGGUUUAAGAAAACUGUGAUUUUGCUCGUAAAGGAGCUUGCUCGAGGCAGUGAUUUGAGUGUUAGCCAUAUUCGGAUAAUUACUUUUGUAUGUUACAUAGAAUUUAGUAAUUGAUCAUGCUGCAUAUAAUAACAAAAGUAUCCUAAAUUCCGCCAUUUUAAAAUCGUUGUUGGGUAGUAAGUAUUCAUUCGUAAGUAGUUGCGGUUCGUAAUAGGUUAGAAUUUUACGUACGUAUUUCAAUUUGGAAUUGAAAAAGAAAAAGGUAAGUGGUUACUAUAUAGUGAGUAUAAUGUGUAUUGUCCGCGCGCGAGCUCCGUGGAUUUUUAAGGAAUGUUACGUAAUGAGCUAGUGUUGUAAUUAGUCGAUAUAGCGCUAUCGAUACUAACACAUCUUAAGCCUCCGUGCGAGUGUAAAUUAUAAAAUAGUUAUAUGAGGGUAUUAUGUACUUGAAAAAAAAAAAAAAACAAUUGAUCACGUAUGAAUUUCAUUUAAUGAACUGAUUUUUAUUGAACAAAAUGAACGUGAAAUCUUCUUAAUAACUCUCGCAAUCAGAUUAAUCAGUAGUUGAAGAAUUUGAUGUACUCUCCUCACAUACUUCAAUAAUAAAUGAUUCGACAAAGUCCUCCAUUAAUUCAUCCUUUUGCCAGUAAUAUUCCUCUAAUGCUAAGACAUGUUUAUUAUGCUAGUGCUCGCCAUUUCUUUUUCAUCAAAUUAAAUAGCUAUUUGCGCAAACAAAAAGACUUAUAAGUGUAAGACUAUUUAUAUUAGAAAUCACACGUAAUUAACGCUGCUAUCGCAAAAUUAAAAACAACGAGUCGGUAAGCAUACUCUCACGUUAAGGUCAACACUAGUACUGGGAGAGAGCGGGAUAUGAAGCGACGGCCGGGCGCGGUGCACGCCCGCCCGCUUCCUCAGCCCCCGAAUCCUCGGAGCUCGCGCGCGGAAUAUAAGUGCAAUAUUGAUUAUCGCACUAACUCUAAUUUAAUACGUAAUUAAAUUCAGAGGCCUUGAAGUCUACUGACGUUAGAGCGGGUUGCCAUACGUAACGAGUUUACGAAGUGUUAACUAUUGAUACUCAGCUAAAGGACUGGAUUUAAACUUAAUAUCGCUCCUGGGCACCGGAAAAAAUCCGCAUCCAGUGUAAAAUAAAAAUAACUCAUUUAUUAGAGAAAAUUUAUUAUAAUAUUAUGUUAUAUAUUCCAAAAUCUGAAUUUUUCUAUCAAUUAUAAAUUAAGCACUAAUGGCUCAUAAUUAUAUUACAUAAAAAAAACACUAAUAAAAUUUCUUUAAUUCCAGAAAAUAGGAAAAUCAACUGUUAUUUUAAAUCUCCAAGGAAUUAAAUUGAUUAUUAAUUUUUACCAAAAGUGCCAAGAUUAUUCACGAAAAUAAUGAAUGAAUUCAAUUUCUUGUAUUCGCAAUUAAACAGAAAGUUAUUUAUUAAUAAAAUUAAUUAAUAAUAUUGAGCAAUGUUGAAAAGACUAAAAAAAAAAUUUUCCAUUCAAAUUUUUUUUGUAUAUUUGCCACCCUGGGCACUUGCCCCGACUGCCCUUAGUGUAAAUUCACCACUGCUCUGCUAAUAAAAUUAAAAUUAAAUAAAAAGCAAUUCCAUAUGUGAACAUAGAAUGAUUGGAGAUAUUAUUAAAAUUGCCAUUUAACUAUGAUCAAUGAAGAAAUGAUUGACUUCCACGGUGAAGGAAUAACGAAUCGUGUAAUAAAAAUCAAACCCGCAAAAUUAUAAUUUGCGUAAUUACUAGUGAUAGGACCUCUUGUGAGUGAGAAUAAAACUUAUCAUAAAUCUUUUGUUUCAAAAAUUAAACCAUUACUGUAAUGAUUUUUUUUAUUUGUAAAUUUAUUAACAACUGAAUACAUAAAUUAUAUUGAAUUUUGACAGGUAAUUAUGAAAAUAAAUAUAAGUUUACGGUCAUUAACACGAUUAUACAUUACUUUAUUACGAUUUUAUUCAAUGAAAAUAUUUUAAUGAUAAUUUUUUUCAUUGAACGAUUUAUAUAUUUUUAUCCUAUCUUAUCGUGAGAGCCUUGAGGCUAUAUCAGCGUAACCUUAACUAGUAGGUGAGUUCACGGGGCUCAAACCUGACGACGUUGCUAACACGAACACUAGCAAGAGCCGUGCUUCGCAGAAUCUACCACCGGAUCGGAAACGCGACCCACUGAGAAGAUUCGGCAGGAAACUCAGUGGGCUGUGUCUGAGGGUUAAUUUACUCGUCGAGCCCAUCGUCGCAAGCGACGGGACGAUCACCGGGAUUGAAAGAGAUCACGGCCCGCUGUCUAUGGACUAUUCAACCCAUAGGCAUCAACAACGUAAAUGCUGCACCCCGAGACAAGUCUAAUUUCUAUAGUACAACGGCUGCCCUGCCCUUCAGACCGAAGUGUAUUACUGCUUCACCGUCGACAAUGAGAGGAUGGUGGUACUUCCCCUAGCGGGCUCACGAAACGCCCUAUAAUCUUUUUUUUAUUGCAUAGAUGGGUGGACGAUUUCACAGCCCACCUAGUAUUAAGCGGUUACCGGAGCCCAUAGAGAUCUACGACGUAAAUGCUGCCACCCACCUUGACCAUCACUUUUAAUGGUGGUAGGACCUCUGGUGAGCCCGCACGGGUAGGUACCACCGCCCUGCCUAUUUCUGCCGUGAAGCAGUAAUGCGUUUCGGUUUGAAGGGUGGAGCAGCCGUUGUAACUAUACUUGAGACCUUAGAACUUAUAUCUCAAGGUGGAUGGCGCAUUUACGUUUUAGAUGUCUAUGGGCUUUAGCAACCACUUCACAACAGGUGGGCUGUGAGCUCGUCCACCAAUCUAAGCAAAAUUAAAAAAAGGUAUGAGUUUUAAGGUCUCAGUAUAGUUAUCGCCAUGUUAUUCCUCUAUCGUUAGUCAUUCGUCAACAUGUGAGAUUCGAACAUUGUCAUUGUCGCGUCAUUCGAUACGCGUAUAUAAGGUGUCUUAACCUUUAGGCUACGACGGAGAAAGCGUUAAUAUAGCACGCAAUGUAACAUUUCAAACUAAGCAGGAACGCAUUACAUUACGGGUGUACGAAAUAAGAAAUGAAUUAAAAUAAUGUUGUCUAGGCAUAAACAGCUCCUUCUGUCAUGUUUAUAGAACUCAAUUUCAUUUGAACAACCGUUGACAUCAGAGCUAUAGUUUUCGAUUUCGACAAAGGUCUCUUUACGACCCUAUUUAUGUUCAUCCGUAAAAACUGUAGUGUAGCCAUUUUGUUUAUAUAUAUAAUUUACUAACUCCUUCGUAAAAGGCUUCGCCCGCCUAAAAGCUAACUUUCCCAAUUUAGAAUUUUAUUCAAAUUCAUUGAACGAAUUAUCAUUGAAUGCUUUGAUUGAUAAAUUUUGACGUUGAGAGGACGAUUUUUUUUUCUUGUGAUAAAAAAGUCGGUGUGGAAAUAUUUUUUCUUUCGGGAUAAAAAGUGGCCAUGAUCAUCAUCACUGUUAUGACAUAAAACUAUCGCUUUAAAAAGCGCAUUAAAUCUCGUUACGACGUGAAAAAAAGACGAAAUCAAAUAUUAUUUUCCGGUUUCCCGUGGGCAUUGAAUGUUUUUUCGGAAUAAAAAGUAGGCUAUGUAUGUCGCUUUCCUGACCUAAUACUGUAACUUUAAAAACCAAUAUUGAUUUGUUUUCGAAGUGAAAGAAUGACAAACACACUCACAUUUAUAAAAUAAACAUGGAUUGUUCAUUGUUUUUUUUUUAAAUAUAAUUUUAAUAUAAUUGUUCCCGAAUGCUCCAAGAAUAAGGCUCGAAAAUUGUAUCUUUUUUUCCUAUGGACAACUUAUGGCUAUCGUCUCGUGUACAUAUGCAUAUAUAUGUAUUUAUGCACGUGUUGAAUUAUGCAUAUAUAUGUAUUUAUGCACGUGUUGAAUUCCCUAAGACACAGCACUUAAAUAUAAUUUGUGUAUUGUUUUCAUGUUCAUACGGGUUGUAUAUCCACCACUUUAAUGUAUGACCUCCAUUAUUUGUGUUGUGAAACUUGUAUUGUAUUAUGUUCUCUUGUCGUCACGUAUUAAAGUAUCAAAUUGAACGUUUCAUGCAAACAUAUGCGAGCCAACGUGAUGCUUCUUAAAUUAUCUUUGGUAGAUUUUUUUUUUCUUUUUGUUAUUUUUCUUUGUAAGAUACAAGCUACAAUAUGAUCGUCACCUAAAUUAAAAUAUUUGUUGUAAGCGUUAAAUGUUGUGAUAGAAUUAAAACGAAUACAAUAAGUAAACAAUACCGUUUUAGUUACACUAUUUAUUAUUUGUAAUUAAUUUAUUUUUUCAUUAAUUUAUUUGUAAAAUUUCACAAAAAUAAACAUAUGAUGUUACAACAGA